UCGAGCUUUCCUUUUCGGGAGUCCCCGGCACACAUCCUGUGUCCAUGUUUGGGCAUUUACGUCACGGCGGCAGGGCCGGGGCCUCCCGAAAUGGCAGUGGCCCGGGGAGUCGGAAGCCCGGAGCUAGCGCCGCCGCAGCUAUAUAAGUGGGGGGGCCGUGGGUUGGGGGAGCCCGGCUGCGCUUUGGAGAGGCGAGGAGCCGCCGCCCGAGGCCGGUGCGGGCGAGCGAGGGCGCCGCGGCCCCCCAACUCCCUUCCCAGUGGUGAACCCCCGGAGCCAGGAGCCCGAGCGCCUAGGUCUGCGCGCCGUGGGGCGCCCCGACCGCCGGCCUCCCUGCUACCCGCGCGCCCCCAAGCCCAGCGUGCGAGGCCCCGGGCGUCCCCAAAUCGCCGCCAAGCCAUGCUCCACCUUAGCGAGUUUUCCGGCCCCGACGCGCUCUUCGUCAAGUCCACCGAGGGCUGUUGCGCGGAACCUAACGCUGAACUGCCCCGGCUGCCGGCCAGGGACGCUUCCGCGGCUGCUGGCUACCCCGGAGGCGACUUCUUGAGCUGGGCUUUGAGCAGCUGCGGCGCCGGGGGAGACUUAGCCGACUCCUGCUUCUUGGAGGGUCCUGCACCCACACCCCCUCCCAGCCUCAGCUAUAGCGGUAGCUUCUUCAUUCAGGCGGUGCCCGAACACCCGCACGACCCGGAGGCACUCUUCAAUCUCAUGUCGGGCAUCUUAGGCUUGGCACCCUUCCCUGGCCCUGAGGCGGCAGCAUCCCGGUCCCCGCUGGAUGCUCCUUUUCCCACGGGCCCCGACGCCUUGCUACCAGGUCCUCCGGACCUUUACUCCCCGGAUCUGGGCGCUGCCGCCUUCCCAGAGGCGUUCUGGGAAGCCUCACCUUCCACAGGCGCCCCCUCGCAGUGCCUGUAUGAGCCUCAGCUCUCCCCACCCGACGUCAAGCCGGGUCUCCGGGCGCCUCCGGCCUCUCCAGCGCUGGACGCUGCCUCGGCCUUCAAGGGUCCUUACGCGCCCUGGGAGCUCCUUUCUGUUGGGACCCCAGGGAACUGUGGGUCACAGGGAGGCUACCAGGCGGUCCCCGAGGCUCGUUUCCCCUCAAUAGGGACCAAGAUUGAGGACAUACUGUCCAUCAGCUGCCCUGCGGAGCUGCCAGCCGGCUCAGCCAACAGACUCUAUCCCACCGGGGCCUACGAUGCUUUCCCGCUGGCCCCUGGUGACUUAGGAGAGGUGGCCGAGGGCCUCCCAGGGCUCCUGACCCCUCCUAGUGGGGAGGGAGGGAGUAGCGGCGACGGUGGAGAGUUUCUGGCCGGUGCGCAGCCUCAGCUUUCCCCGCUGGGCCUUCGCAGCGCCGCCGCGGCGGACUUCCCAAAACCUCUAGUGGCGGACAUCCCUGGAAGCAAUGGCGUGGCUGCGCCACCCGUGCCACCGCCGCCCGCCCCGUUUCCCCCAGCCAAGGCGCGGCGCAAGGGGCGCCGGGGCGGCAAGUGUAGCGCGCGCUGCUUCUGCCCGCGGCCGCACGCCAAGGCCUUCGCUUGUCCGGUGGAGAGCUGUGUGCGCAGCUUUGCGCGCUCCGACGAGCUCAACCGCCACCUGCGCAUCCACACGGGCCACAAGCCUUUCCAGUGCCGCAUCUGCCUCCGCAACUUCAGCCGCAGCGACCACCUCACCACGCACGUGCGCACCCACACCGGCGAGAAGCCGUUUGCCUGCGACGUGUGCGGCCGCCGCUUCGCGCGCAGCGAUGAGAAGAAACGGCACAGCAAGGUGCACCUCAAGCAGAAGGCGCGCGCAGAGGAGCGGCUCAAGGGCCUCGGCUUUUACUCGCUGGGCCUCUCCUUCGCCGCCGUGUGAGCAAGAGAUGGGUUUGUGGGUUGGGGCGCCGCCGCCCGGCGCGCACAAGAAGAUCCGGCCCGUUCUCCUCCUCGCUUUUCUUCCAACUGUUCCUCGCACGCCCGGGGGCCGGCCUCCGUCCCGCUUCCAGUUCCCCUGAAGUGCCCGCCGCACACGCCCUGUUCAGCACCAGCUCCGUGGACAGCUCCCGCCGUCCCGGCGCUGUCUCCCUAGUUCGCAGCGCUUUGGGGGGAAGUUCCCUCAGGCCAUCCACUGAGCGGGCUCUUCCUUGAGACCCGAGACAGUCUUUUGUACCUGGCGCACGCCCCACGCCGUCCUCUAUACCCCCCAGAGACUGGCUGGGGCAGCGCCGAGCCGGUCUCGCGCGGGACUUUGUACAGCAGUGUCGUUUUCAGCAGCCAUUGGAUGUAACGUUUUGCUUUGGGGUUUUUUUUUUCUUUUUUGUUGUUAAUUUUUGUAAAGCAGACGCUACUCUCAAGUAGUUGACAAAACUGUUUAUUUUUGCAAUUAAAAUUAUUGUGCUAAAAGCUUACCGAAUCUGCCAUGUAAGCUCCUGACCCUUCCCCCAACUCCUCCCCCGCAACCAUAUUUGCCAGAAAAUAAAGGCGAUCCCCACGCUCAUGGAGUACAGGCCCUGAACACAUUACACACCUAGUGUCAGGCACACCUGCCAGGCACUGCGGUACAUGAUAGGCAUUUAAUAAAUAUGUCCUGAAUGAAUGGAUGAAUUUAAUCACAGCUGACCUAAGGACUAGAGUGUUUCUGGAACUUGAAAGUGAUUGAAAGGCAUCGGCGUUAAACAUUUCGCAUGCAUAUGUUAUUUUCCUUAAUCCUCACAAUCCAGGUGAAGGAAGCAUAUACUCUAUUUCAAAAGUGAGGAGGUAACUUGCUGGUAACCCAGCUAGAGACAGACAGGAUCAAACAGAGCCGUCUGACUUCAAAGCCAGUGCUCAUUUUUCAACGCCAGAAUGAAGGCACCUGAACUUAACAGCACCAUUUGGAAAGACUUCCUAGCAGAAAGUGAGAAACAGGUUUGGCAACUAGAGGGAGCCCCAGGCAGCAGCGACAGCAGCAAAAGGCUGCAGGAUUUCAGUGCUGUUUGUGAAUACCCAGAGUUUGGGUGUCACAGAGGCUCCAGCCAGUGGCUGUGCUCCUGUUCAAGAGUCACAUGCUGUCAGGGCCAAAAGGUUCUUGGCAUUUAGCUAGCCCACACCUGAGUAUAGCAAGGAGCAGGCAUUUGCCAGAGGCUCACGUAGUUGCUCUUCCCACAAAGGAGGCAGCAGCCCCCUCUUACACUUCAACCAUGCACCUGCCAAAGCCACUUUUCUCAAGCUCCCCUUCCAGAUGA
Molecule: messenger RNA, 3202 nt
Organism: Microcebus murinus (gray mouse lemur)
Lineage: Eukaryota; Metazoa; Chordata; Mammalia; Primates; Cheirogaleidae
Source: RefSeq, a predicted model, not a curated record